Messenger RNA from Drosophila ficusphila, 2005 nucleotides. RefSeq lists its product as uncharacterized. The record is from RefSeq and is a predicted model, not a curated record. The coding region runs from base 395 to 1255 and encodes 286 amino acids. The transcript has a single exon. NCBI's taxonomy places the organism in Eukaryota, Metazoa, Arthropoda, Insecta, Diptera, Drosophilidae.
UCACUUCAUGGUGCCCAAUUCAAGUUUGUUGCCUAAGUCUUUCGUUUGGCCAGCGCAUUCUUUUGUCCAACUGGGCAUAGACAUUGAGCAUAUGUGUGCGUGUGGAUUUAACUAUGUGAGUGAGUGCUUGGCCAAAAAUAAACAGCCCAAGGACCUCGACAUGUGUCUAUGGAAACUGUUGCAAUUGUUGUUCAAAUAUAAACAAACGAUAUGGGAGUGCUUAAUUUAGCCGGCUAACGGUAUAUAUGGUAUGAUGAUUGGUGAUAAAGUACCAGGCCAUAAGUGUGGAAACCGGUUGUCGGCAGUCGUCUCUUAACAUUCAGUGGGCACGCUAUCCAGCAUUUUCCAAAAAAUAGAUACUGUAAUUAGAAAAGCUACAAACAGGAACCCUACAAUGCAUAGAUGCUAUUGCGGCGAGAUGAGAUCCGGAAAUGUGCAAUAUCAGCAGCAAAUUCCACUGCAAAAACAGUAUUAUCAACUGCAGCAGCAGCAUUCACGGGGCGAUCUGAGGUCAGUGACCUCAUCUUCGAGACAAAGCCUGCGACCCACGCAAUUCAUAAAGCGUCCCAGCCUGAAAACCCCGCCCAGAUUUGGGCUAGGACACUCCAGCACCGAGCUGGCCAAUGACUUUUGUCGCCGGAACUCCACGGCCACCACGGUGAGUCAUUGCUCCAGCUGCAGCUGCAAUUCCUCCCAGCACCGCCAGCAGCAGAGCAGGGCCAAGGUUUUGCGAUGGGGCUGGGAGCGAACAGGAGGUGUUGACACCUCCAACAGCAACACCAACAGCAAUCAGUACGAAAAGUACACGGACAAUCGACGGCUUUAUGAGCAGAGCGCAUGCGUCGCCAGUGGCCAGAGGAACCAAGGUCAGGGUCAGGUUCACAGUGGCAACUCAUCGCCAUCGCCACGCCCAGUUCAGUGUUUUUCCCAGCCAUCAACGGAUGAACUGCAGCAACUGCAGGCGCUGCAGCACUUCCGCCUGAUGAAUGCCUCCGAUUGUUUCAGUGAUGUUCGCCAGGAUGAGUUGCGCCUGCAACAAGCCUAUGAUAAGCUUAAUUCCAGCCAUACGGACAAGUGGAACAAGGAUCGGGCUAACGAGAGCAGGCAGCAGGAUGGCGCAGCAAAGAGUACCACGCCCUAUGCCCUUCGGCAAAAGUUGCUGCAGUUGAGCCUCCAAGAGGAUGAGAGGCGUGGCAGGGGCACAGGCGCCAUGUGUGCUCCGCUUGGGAAGAGUUGUGCCCUUAGAUACAAUUAAAAUAAAUUAUUAUAAUAACAAAAUAGUAUUAGAAAUUAUACAUUUUUGCAACUAAAAUUAAAGCUAUAAAAAUAUUUUACGGAUUUUAGAUGCCAUAUUAAAUUAAAAAACCCUGACUAUACCAUUUAUCAUCAAAUGUUAUUUUCAAGUAAAACCACAACUUCAAUUUCAUUUUUAUUGCUAGUAUGUAUUUCAUUUUUCUUUUAAUAAAACAGUGCUAUUUUGUUACAAGUGCUUCGUCAUUGUGUUCUUUUUGUUUAAUUUUUAUUUUUUUUGUUUCUUUUUUUAUCUCUUUUUUAAAUAAUUUUUAUGUUUUGCAAUUUGCGCUUUCAAUGCAUUAUUUUCUUUCCCCUUGUCUUUUCUAAUUAAUUUUUUUUUUGUUUUUACGAUAUUACGUUAUAAAUUUCUUAUGACUUGUGUGGGGGUCUUGAAAACAGCCGAUGUCGUACUGGAUCGCGAUAUUACAAGUACCAUAUAUAGUCGUAAAUAUACGUUGAAUUCAUUACAACAUUGAACAGAGUACUAGAGUGUGAAAUAGACGAGGACUCAUAUUUUUUUGCUUUUGUUUUCCGUAGGUUACGCGAUUGUUAGUAGGUUGGUUGGUUGUCGGGCGGGGAUUAUACAAACGAAACCAUUUUGGGUAAGUUGCGUCAGGCUGAAUCGCUCCGGAUCGCUGCCUGCCUGGGCAUAAUACUUGUAAUUAAAUGUGGCGGCCUUUAGCACUAGAAUGUACCGACGACAGUAGUCGUA